Puntigrus tetrazona (Sumatra barb) is the source of this 2343-nucleotide messenger RNA. RefSeq names its product cysteine sulfinic acid decarboxylase (gene csad). The coding region runs from base 718 to 2220 and encodes 500 amino acids. Lineage: Eukaryota; Metazoa; Chordata; Actinopteri; Cypriniformes; Cyprinidae. Gene Ontology annotation, molecular function: sulfinoalanine decarboxylase activity; pyridoxal phosphate binding. Gene Ontology annotation, cellular component: cytoplasm. Gene Ontology annotation, biological process: carboxylic acid metabolic process. The record is from RefSeq and is a predicted model, not a curated record. The transcript is spliced from 15 exons.
GUAGUUGAUGCUGAAGAAUGGAAGAUACACAUCUCAUCUGUUCAUAUUCAUGCAUUUGUUGUCCGUGUGUUUUCAUAAAUAUAUGUAUAUAUAUAUAUAUGUAUGAUAAUUUGGAAACUGAAUCUAUUUGAUCACAGCAAGAUGCCUUAACAUGCAAUAAUUCAGUUACCCUUUCCAUGGGAAACCUACGUUCCCUUUUUCCAUAGGAAAUACUGUUUCUAUAAGAUAACAGACCCGCUUUGGUCCAGUCUUUUUGUGAACCCUGUGACAUUCCAUUCCACUCUUGUGAGUGUGUGUGGGAUCAUUGUGCAAUCUGACAAACAUACGUGGAAGGAUAUAUCUUUCUUUCAUCAGCAAACUCUAACAGUCUAAUGUGAACUUAGAACAACGCUACUGAGUUUGGAAGGUGUUGAACGUUGUACCCCUGUUUUGCAGCAUGCAUUACCUAAAUGAAAGUCUGUGUUUGUGUGUCAUUAUAUAACGUAAAAUUGUUGUUGUCAGUUACAGUUUAGUAGCUAUAUCUGUCUCUUACCACCUAAGAUGCAGGACCGUGCAAAUAAAACCAAUGGAUGUCACUUGAAUGACGAAUCGGGCGUGUGCAUCUACGUAUAUGAAGGCUGGAUCUUGCAAUGAACCAGAGGGUCUCGAGGCAUCCUUAACGCAUCAGAUACAAUACACCUUCAUGUGCCGAGUACAGAAAGGACGUAAAACAUCACAAUGAGCUCAUCUAAAGAAUAUAUGAAUGGCCAUGUCUCCCUGGAAGAAUCGGAUAUGCAUGAGUCAGACGGGAAGCUGUUCCUUACUGAGGCUUUCGAUGUGAUUGUGGAGGAGAUACUUCACAAAGGAACUGACUUGAAGGAGAAGGUGUGCGAGUGGAAAGAUCCCGAUCAGCUGAGAGCUCUUCUGGACCUUGAUCUCAGAGAGCAUGGAGAAUCUCACAAGCAGUUACUGCAGAGGGUCCGAGAUGUGGCCAGAUACAGUGUUAAAACCUGUCAUCCUCGGUUCUUCAAUCAACUGUUUGCUGGUGUGGACUACCAUGCUCUGACAGGACGGUUACUCACUGAAACCCUCAACACCAGCCAAUACACCUAUGAAGUGGCCCCUGUGUUUGUCCUGAUGGAGGAGGAAGUGCUCUGUAAGCUUCGUUCUCUGGUUGGCUGGUCAGAGGGAGAUGGGAUAUUUUGUCCCGGGGGUUCAGUGUCCAACAUGUAUGCCAUGAACGUCGCACGCUACUGGGCCUUCCCUCAAGUGAAGACGCAAGGAUUGUGGGCCACACCACGAAUGGCUAUAUUUACAUCACAACAGAGUCAUUACUCUAUGAAAAAAGCAGCUGCUUUCCUUGGUAUUGGAACGGACAACGUUUUCAUCGUACAAGUGGAUGAGAGUGGCAGCAUGAUACCAGAGGACCUGGAGGCGAAAAUUGUGCAAGCAAAAUCACAAGAUGCUGUCCCGUUUUUCGUUAAUGCCACAGCGGGAACCACAGUGCAGGGCGCCUUUGAUCCUCUGAACCGCAUAGCUGACAUAAGUGAAAGAAAUGGCAUGUGGAUGCAUGUUGACGCCGCCUGGGGAGGAAGCGUGCUGUUUUCCAAAAAACAUAAACAUCUUGUUGCAGGAAUAGAAAGAGCAAACUCUGUGACUUGGAACCCUCACAAGAUGCUUCUAGCGGGAUUGCAGUGCUCUGUGGUUUUGUUCAGGGAUACCACGGAUCUGUUAAUGCACUGCCACAGUGCUAAGGCGACCUAUUUAUUCCAGCAAGACAAGUUCUACGAUACAAGCCUAGACACGGGAGACAAAUCCAUCCAGUGUGGCCGUAAGGUGGAUUGCUUGAAGCUGUGGUUGAUGUGGAAGGCAAUAGGUACACAUGGUCUUUCAGAGCGAGUGGAUAAGGCCUUUGCCCUCGCAAGGUAUUUAGUUGAAGAAAUGGAGAAAAGGGACAAUUUCCAGUUGGUCUGUAAGGGGCAUUUUGUGAACAUUUGCUUUUGGUUCAUUCCACCCAGUCUGAGAGGGACGGAGAACAGUGCGGAUUACCAGGAAAGGUUAUCAAAGGUGGCGCCAGUCCUCAAAGAGAGAAUGAUGAAGCAUGGGACGAUGAUGGUGGGAUACCAGCCCAUGGAUGGACACGUCAACUUCUUCCGAAUGGUUGUCCUUUCUCCUCAGUUGUCCACCAAGGACAUGGAUUUCCUCCUCGACGAGAUAGAGGAACUAGGGAAGGACCUGUAGUUGGUUACCUAGUUAGUUUGAAAAUCUGUGGUCUACCAGGAGACAGUAUCAUAUCACAUACCGUUUUUACAUUUUUGACUUAUACUGUUGGUACGUAAUAAAGACUUCAAUGAGUAAACUAGC